AUGUUUUCUCCCGAGACUUUCGGAAUCAAGGGAUUCCUGGCCAAGAAACAAAAGCAGAAUCAUCCCAUUCCCCAGUGGAUUCGGAUGAAAACUGGUAAUAAAAUCAGCUACAACUCCAAGAGGAGGCACUGGAGAAGAACCAAGCUGGGUCUGUAAGGCAUCGCACAUCAUGAGAUGCCACACCUAAUAAGCACACAUUUUUAAGCUGCAUGAAGAUCAU
Molecule: messenger RNA, 220 nt
Organism: Leptonychotes weddellii (Weddell seal)
Lineage: Eukaryota; Metazoa; Chordata; Mammalia; Carnivora; Phocidae
Product: large ribosomal subunit protein eL39-like
Biological process (GO): translation
Cellular component (GO): ribosome; cytosolic large ribosomal subunit
Molecular function (GO): structural constituent of ribosome
Source: RefSeq, a predicted model, not a curated record